Apus apus (common swift) is the source of this 1701-nucleotide messenger RNA. It is a transcript of the gene FSBP, whose product is annotated as fibrinogen silencer binding protein. The transcript has 2 exons. Lineage: Eukaryota; Metazoa; Chordata; Aves; Apodiformes; Apodidae. Bases 582 to 1478 code for a protein of 298 amino acids. The record is from RefSeq and is a predicted model, not a curated record.
GCCCCGGCCGGCGGCAGGACCGGCACUAUGCAAAUGGCGCGGGGCGAGCGGCGGGCGGGGGCUCGGCUCGCCGCGGGAGCUCGCUACACACGCCGCCCCCCGAAACGCGCCCUGCCUUGCACAAAGCAAUUGUUGCUUUUUGGGGGACAUGGGUACAUGUAAAAUCAUCUCCAGCGCGGUUUCAGCUUGCGAUACGUGUGAGAGAGCUAGGGAGAUGUGUCAGAGCUUGUUACUCAAGCUAAAUUAGGUAAUUUUUAGCUGGGUAAUGUGCUAAUCUUUAAACUUUUAUGUUUUUAAUUCCUGCGUAUGUCUGGUCUCUGCAUACAAAAGUGUAUUUUGCUUGUUUCUUCUUGUCUUCUUCAGUCUGAAGCCUUAUGUAGGUCAGGCUUGGCUUAAGCAGAUUUCCUGAACCUGCGUCAGCUUAAGCUGAAGGAAUUUUAAUAAACCCUCCCUUGUAGGCGUGGGCCUAAAUGAGACUAGCCUAGUUAAGCCUGAUCUUUUUCUGUUUGUGAAAAAGAGCUGAGCAGAGCUAGGGACUGCAUGGUGGCUUCAGAAACGGCUUCCUUAAUUCAAAGAUAACAAUGGUUGGGAAGGCCAGAUCUUCUAAUUUUACCUUAUCUGAAAAGCUCGAUUUGCUCAAACUCGUGAAGCCGUACGUUAAAAUUCUCGAGGAACAUACCAAUAAGCAUUCUGUAAUAGUGGAAAAAAACAAAUGCUGGGAUAUCAUAGCUGAUAACUACAAUGCCAUCGGAGUAGAUCGCCCUCCUCGUACUGCACAGGGCCUGCGCACGCUGUACAAGAGGCUCAAAGAAUAUGCCAAACAGGAGCUAUUGCAGCAAAAGGAGACUCACUCAGAUUGUAAAAGCAGCAUUUCCGAGCCAACCAAGAAAGUUGUGGAGAUGAUUCCACAGAUUUCCAAUGUGUGUUUAAGAGACAGGAGCGGUGUUCAAAGUGCUAGUAUCGAUAAAGAAACAAUUGCUGGUACCAGUUCACCACAGGCCAUGUUGGAUCACCAUCCUGCGACAGUCAUGAUGGAGUUGCAAUCGGAAGAGGAUGUCAAACCUCCUCCUUCCUUGAUUAUAGACACACAGCAAAAUGAGAAUUUAGAUCAAGAGGAAGAACACCAGCUGGUACAUAUUAUGGAAAGGUCUCCUUCAACAUCAGUGUCUUCAGUUGAUAUGAGAGUGAUGAUGUCUCCCUCUCCUGUACCCAGAAGAGAUGAGUUUUUUAGGCUUGAAGUUGGAGAACGCUUUAGACCGAUGUGUGGUUAUGACCCACAGAUGUUACAAAUGCUGAAAGAAGAGCACCAAAUAAUACUAGAAAAUCAAAGAAAAAUUGGUCUUUAUGUCCAAGAAAAAAGGGAUGGUUUGAAAAGAAAGCAGCAACUAGAAGAAGAACUGUUGCGAACAAAAAUCAAAGUAGAGAAGCUGAAGGCAAUACGACUACGCCGUGAUCUGCCAGAAUACAGCAAUAUCUAAAUAUUUUAUUACUUCUGUCAUAUUCUUUGAAAUACAUAAUAAUAAAUAUGUUUACCCUGGCAAAAUUGUUCCUUAUGUUAAUACAGAUGGAUCAAAUAUCUGGGGGUGAAAGAUAAAAGCAUAUUUUCUGUUUUGUUGAUUAUGUACCUUAGAAAAUAUCUUGUAUGGGUUUGAAUGCAGCAACUCUUCUGGUCUAAACUAUAAUAAAAUCCUGUACAUUUAA